This is a messenger RNA of Beta vulgaris subsp. vulgaris (sugar beet), 2211 nucleotides long. RefSeq names its product protein trichome birefringence-like 14. The record is from RefSeq and is a predicted model, not a curated record. Gene Ontology annotation, biological process: xylan biosynthetic process; plant-type secondary cell wall biogenesis; xyloglucan metabolic process. Gene Ontology annotation, molecular function: acetyltransferase activity. The transcript is spliced from 6 exons. Lineage: Eukaryota; Viridiplantae; Streptophyta; Magnoliopsida; Caryophyllales; Amaranthaceae. The coding region runs from base 421 to 1875 and encodes 484 amino acids. Gene Ontology annotation, cellular component: Golgi apparatus.
GUUUUUUUUUUUUUGACGGGAAAGUAUGAGGAAGUUGGAUCUCAUUCUCAUGCUCCUUACCAUUUUAUAAAUAUUUUAGUACCAUAGUCUUAUUUUGAUGUACCCAUUAUUUUUGUUUUUGUAGUGCAUAAAAAAACUAGACAACCCAUAAAGCAAGGGCUCUGCUACAAAAACACCAUUUUUGUGCGCCUUAAAUCUCUCUCUCCUUUCUUUUCUCUCUUGAUUCAGAAUCUAAGGUUAAACCCAAAUCAAGGGAAAAAAAAAGAUCUUUUUUUCGCCCAAAUUUUUUCAGGAUUUUGAUGAUUCUUGGUUAAAAACACGCAUCAAAUUGGAAAGUUUGAAGAAAAGGUGUUGUGCAGACUAACUUAUCAGAGGUUCUGCAAAAGAUGAGGUGAAUAAGCUGGUGGUGCAUUUGCGGAAAUGAAGGGAGGAAAUCUCCAAAGAGCCAGGGGAAAGCAAUUCUCUUUCACUCUACUGGCUGUCGUAUGCAUGACUGUAUUCCUUUGGUCUUAUGAGAGAAGACCUGUUCUCACAAAUAUAUUAUUGUCCCAGGAUAACUUGAUUUUACCUUCAGAUGUUUUUGAUGCAGCUUCACACAUUUCUGAAGAUCUUAUCAAUCCAGAAGAUGUUCCUGUUCAAGAACCUCGACAUGUAAACAAUGAGACAGAAGAAAAAACAGUACCACAGAUAUCGAAUAUUGAGAAUAAAGAAGAAACAGAAGAAAGAGUAAACCCCCGGAUGUCCAUUGUUGAGAAUAGAGAACCUGCGGCCGAAGAGUCAACCGUAACAGUUGAAGAUGACAGUGAUUCCAUAUCCUCAUCUGUGCAGAGCUCCUCAUCUCAUAACAAGGUGUGUAAUUAUGCGAAGGGUAGAUGGGUUGUAGAUAACAGACGACCAUUGUAUUCUGGCUCAAAAUGCAAGCACUGGCUAUCAGAGAUGUGGGCUUGUAGAUUAACACAACGCCCAGAAUUUGGUUAUGAAGCUUAUAGAUGGCAACCAGCAAAUUGUGAUAUGCCAGACUUUGAAAGAUCUUCAUUUUUGAAAAGGAUGCAAGAUAAGACUAUUGCUUUUGUUGGCGAUUCCUUGGGCAGGCAACAGUUCCAGUCUCUCAUGUGUAUGGUUACUGGUGGUGAAGAGAUUCCUGAAGUUCAAGAUGUGGGGAAAGAAUACGGAUUAAGCACCCCACAUGGUGCUUCCCGUCCCAAUGGUUGGGCCUUCCGAUUCCCGGAAACCAACACCACAAUACUGUACUACUGGUCAUCCUGCCUCUGUGACCUUGUUCCUGUCAACAGUAAUGACCCUGCCUCUGAAGUUGCCAUGCAUUUGGACCGUCCCCCGUCUUUCUUGAAGCAAUAUCUCCACCGGUUUGAUGUUCUGAUUUUUAAUACGGGUCAUCACUGGAAUCGAGGUAAGGUUAAUGCAAAUCGAUGGGUGAUGUAUGUUGACGGGAAACCAAAUCAAAAUAGGAGGCUGGCAAUGAUUGGAAAUGCUAAGAAUUUCACAAUCCAUAGCGUCGCCAAAUGGCUUGAUUCACAGCUUCCUUCACAUCCCCGGUUGAAGGCAUUCUUUCGGACGAUUUCACCAAGGCAUUUCUUUAAUGGGGAUUGGAACACCGGGGGGAGCUGUGAGAACACAACUCCUAUGGCCCGAGGAAGUGAAGUGAAUCAGGACGAGUCAAGUGAUCAAGUUAUUGCGAGUGCUGUCAAGGACACAAAGGUAAAACUGUUGGAUAUCACGGCUCUCUCUCAGUUAAGAGACGAGGGGCAUAUAUCACGGUAUAGUGUAAAAGCGUCUUCGGGAAUACAAGAUUGCCUGCAUUGGUGCCUACCCGGGAUUCCUGAUACAUGGAAUGAAAUACUUGCUGCUCAAUUGUAGUCUCAUCCUUUGUAAUCCUAUACUACAAUUUAGUGAAAUCAGUGGCCAUAUUUGGCGAUCCAGGACGCCAUUGCUUAUGUUAAUCUUGCUAGAAGUUAGAGUGAAGUCUGUUGUUUAUAUGCUAGAACAGAUUUCUCUAAGAUGUUGACUAGGGUUAGGGAAAAAUGGUAAUGCCAUAUUUCACAUUCCAAUACUCUUAUUUUACACCCACAACUAAAUAGUAAACAAUAAGACCUAUGUAUCAUGUAUGUGCUAGAUUUUAGUAUCACAUACAUCUCCACCGAAAAUGAACCUAGGAGAACUUGUUCUAUAUGCAUUAUCUAAUUAGUUUUUUUC